Molecule: messenger RNA, 1792 nt
Organism: Malus domestica (apple)
Lineage: Eukaryota; Viridiplantae; Streptophyta; Magnoliopsida; Rosales; Rosaceae
Product: magnesium transporter MRS2-I-like
Biological process (GO): transmembrane transport; magnesium ion transport
Cellular component (GO): membrane
Molecular function (GO): magnesium ion transmembrane transporter activity
Source: RefSeq, a predicted model, not a curated record
UUGCACUCUUACACUUCCACCGGCAGCCACCAAGCCAUGCAAAUAUCUCCACCACAUUUUAAAGCUCCAAGUUUUCACCACUGUUUAACCUCCAAACCCACCUCCCCAAUCCCCAAUCCUCCAAAUCCCAUGAAUUCUCCAAAUUUCCCAAUCCACCAACAAACCCAAUUGAUUGAUUCACAAAAAGUUCAAAACUUUCCACUUUCCCACUUCCCCUUAUUCCUUAAUCUGCUUUCCCAAUAAGCAGCUUUUCCCAAUCGGAGAUAUGUUAGCUCUGGAAAUGGCCCGGGAUGAGCUGCUGGUCCCGGCGCCGGAGGACACUGCUCAGACGCAGGCUCAAGCCUCUGCCGCCAGCAAGAAAAAAACUGCAGCUUUGAGAAGCUGGAUUUCGCUGGACCAUGACGGGCAGGGAACGGUUUUGGAUUUGGACAAGCACGCCAUUAUCCACCGAGUUCAGAUUCACGCUCGAGAUCUUCGGCUUCUCGAUCCAUUGUUAUCGUAUCCUUCUACAAUCUUGGGCAGAGAGAAAGUGAUUGUUCUUAAUUUGGAGCAGCACAUCAAAGCAAUAAUCACAGCGGAUGAGGUACUGCUUAGAGACCCGUUUGAUGAUACUGUACUUCCCAUCGUUAAGGAGCUUCAAAGGCGUUUGCCUCUGUCAAGUACCAAUUUCAAUGGCCAAGGAGAAGAAGAAGACGCUUCUGGGGUACAAAAAGAUGAAACUGAUGAGGAAAAUGAAUUCCCAUUCGAAUUCCGAGCUUUAGAAGUUGCACUAGAAGGUAUCUGUAGUUUUCUUGAUGCGCAGACUAGAGUUCUAGAGGCUGAUGCUUAUCCGGCUUUAGAUGAGCUGACCUCCAAGAUUAGCAGUCGUAAUUUGGAUCGUGUUCGGAAGUUGAAGAGUGCAAUGACCAGGUUGACAAAUCGGGUUCAAAAGGUAAGAGAUGAACUCGAACAACUUCUUGAUGACGAUGAUGAUAUGGCAGACCUUUACUUGUCAAGAAAGAUGGUGGGGACUUCACCUGUCAGCGACUCUGGCGCUCCAAAUUGGUCUCUCGCCUCACCUACUAUAACUAUAGGCUCGAAGGUAUCAAGAACAAGCAGGGCGAGUGCUGCAACAACAGUUGAAGAGGAGAAUGAUGUCGAGGAACUUGAGAUGUUGCUCGAGGCUUACUUUAUGCAAAUUGAAGGCACGUUGAAUAAAUUGACAGCGCUGCGCGAAUACAUCGAUGACACAGAGGAUUACAUUAAUAUCCAGCUUGACAAUCAUCGGAAUCAGCUAAUUCAGCUAGAGCUGUUCCUAAGUUCUGGAACUGUUUGUUUGUCUAUGUGUUCUUUGGUGGCUGCAAUAUUUGGCAUGAACAUCCCGUAUACAUGGGCAAAAGAUCAUGGAUACGUAUUCAAAUGGGUGAUCAUCGUCACGGGGAUAGUUUGCGGCUCCGUUUUCUUGUUGAUAAUCUCGUACGCUCGGCACAAAGGUCUUGUUGGAUCUUGAUACUCAUACCAUUUGAUCUGUUGGGAAAGAUGUAUACAUAGUAGAGCUUUGCAACUAUCAUCAUCAUGUAUUGUUAUGUACAAAUAUAGGCAGCAUUGGCUCAAGGGGUUACUUGUAGUUAGCAAUUGACCGAAUAAAGUUUAAUGUUGCGAUUACGUUGGCAUCAACGUGUAGGAGAUUGUAAAAAGCUUGUAGCUCAAUUGGUUACGGGCAUUGUUUACUCUUCCACUCCGAGUCACGUGUUCAAUUCUGUCUCAUCCAAUAUCGCUUGUAGAUAAAUAUGCAUGAGAUUUUGUUCUGGAA